GUAUUAUGCUUCUGCAUUCUCCAAUCUGAUUUGGCGAUUUAUAUACGUUAGAAUCAAGUUAAAAGAUAUGGACAGAAAUACGUAAAAUAUUAUUACGUUUUUGAAAAAUAAUUUUUAAAUAUAAAUAAAUAAUAGUAUCAAAAUAUGUCCGGUGAAAAAACUAGUGAAAAAAUUGAGAAAGAAAAGAAUUUAUUAAUUGUCGUAUUAGAUGUUAAUCCAUUACAGAGAAUUGUUAAAGAAGAAACAAAAAUAUUGACACAAUGUUUAGAUUCAACAAUUGUAUUUGCCAAUGCACAUUUAAUGCAAGCGUCAAACAAUCAAUUAGCAGUAAUGGCUUGUCAUGGACAUGGAGCAACGUUUUUAUAUCCUUCUGAGAAAACCAAUGAUAUACGUCAAAUCGAUGGACAGUAUGAAAAAUUUACAGAGGUAGAACGUACUGUCAGACAACAGAUACAACUGUUUGUAAAUCAAAUACCGUUAGAUGCUUCAUUGAAUGGUGAAAGUCUUAUUUCUGGAGCACUUUCCAUGGCAUUAUGUUAUAUUUCAAGAAUAUCUCAGGAUAAAGAGGGAGAUGAGAAAUUUUAUUCAAGAAUACUUGUGAUCACCGCUAGUAAUGACUCAACUAUGCAAUAUAUGAAUUAUAUGAAUAUAUUUUUUACUGCACAAAAGAUGAAUGUUAUACUGGAUGUAUGUAGCUUGGAUCAAGAAUUAACAUUGCUACAACAAGGCUGUGAUAUAACUGGAGGAAAUUAUUUGAAAGUACCACAGUUGAAUGGAUUGUUGCAGUAUUUAUUAUGGGUCUUUUUACCAGAUUCUAGUGUUAGAUCAAAAUUAGUAUUACCACCACCGGUAGAAGUUGAUUAUCGUGCUGCGUGCUUUUGUCAUCAAGAACUUGUAGACAUUGGUUAUGUAUGCUCUGUUUGUUUAUCAAUUUUCUGUAAAUUUAGUCCAAUUUGUACCACGUGCCAUACAGUAUUCAAGAUGCCAGGACCAAUACCAAUGAAAAUGAAAAAAAAGAAAAAGAAUAUAGAUAUCACACAUUGAUAUUAUUUUACGAAAUAUAAAUAAAUCAUUCUUACUUGCACAUUGGAUAUAAUGCCAGUGCCGAGGGAAUCAUCACUAACAAGCUAUUUGUGUAGCAUAAUAUAA
This is a messenger RNA of Vespa crabro (European hornet), 1149 nucleotides long. It is a transcript of the gene Tfb4, whose product is annotated as general transcription factor IIH subunit 3. Gene Ontology annotation, biological process: regulation of DNA-templated transcription; nucleotide-excision repair. The coding region runs from base 145 to 1044 and encodes 299 amino acids. Gene Ontology annotation, cellular component: transcription factor TFIIH core complex; transcription factor TFIIH holo complex. The record is from RefSeq and is a predicted model, not a curated record. The transcript has 7 exons. NCBI's taxonomy places the organism in Eukaryota, Metazoa, Arthropoda, Insecta, Hymenoptera, Vespidae.